Messenger RNA from Babesia bovis T2Bo, 1713 nucleotides. RefSeq names its product DDHD domain family protein. The record is from RefSeq and is a predicted model, not a curated record. The transcript has 5 exons. Lineage: Eukaryota; Apicomplexa; Aconoidasida; Piroplasmida; Babesiidae. Gene Ontology annotation, molecular function: metal ion binding; glycerophospholipase activity. Gene Ontology annotation, cellular component: cytoplasm. The coding region runs from base 12 to 1709 and encodes 565 amino acids.
UUGAAUUCUACAUGUCGACUAAGGAAUCUCUGCAAAUAGCGGGGAUUCACGCUUCUAGUGACAAUGUUGCCAAGGAGCAGGAACAGCAAUACUCAUGUUUGCUGCACAAGCUGAACAUUUGUACUAAACCAGACCAUGGCUCUGAUGUUGACUACAUUAUAUUCGUGCUUCAUGGCAUCGGCACGAAUAACAGUGCUUUGUCUUCUGACUAUCGCAUGAUGCGCUAUUCCAUGGAGAGCGUCAAACGUUAUUGGUUUUAUCAGGAUACUCUAAGGACGCAUCUCCAGUUCAUUAAUUGGAAGCGCUACAUUAUAGAUGCACAGAACAUGCUUUUUGACCAUACUUACAUAUCUACUGCCAAGGACACUCGUCGUGUAUUGACGAGUCACAUAUUGGACAUUGGAUUCUAUCUUAAUUCGCGAUACUGUGACUUUAUACUUGAGAGUGUUGUCAAUGAGUUGGAGGGCGAGAUUUCACGUUUACGCCAUCAUCCGUCUGGCAGGUUUGUGAAUUCAAAAAUUGCCAUUAUUGGUUAUUCUAUGGGUUCACUUAUAUUACACGAGAUUUUGCAUGGUAACCCUGGAAGGGUGUCAAACCUUUCUUUUGAGGAGCGUCCUAGGUUGAGGAGCAAGAUUGACUACAUGUUUGCUGUUGGGAGUCCUUUAUCAUGUUUUACUAUUUUUCAAUCACCUCAGUACAUGACGUCGGGCAUGCCAUUACCUGCUGGUGUAGAAGUUUUCAAUGUAUUUCACCCCUAUGACCCAGUUGCAUACCGAUGGGAACGGCUGAUAUACAGGGAUGUACCUAACCUUCCCGAGCCUGAAAUAUUGCCAUUUUGGCAGAACAAUGGCUUCAAGAAUUGGUAUGGUUGGGAGCGUAGUGUCCAGCAGGCCAAAUCAAUGAUUGUUGAUAACAUCAGCGACGUUGCAACGUCCAUUGGCCGGAGCAUAUUCAGUUGGUGGGGAACCAAUAAGAGUAACAGCGUUCUUGUGAACAAUGUAGCUGUCCACGAUAAGCGACUGGAUGCUUUGGGUACAUUCAAGGAGAAGCUCAGGGAGAAGACAUCCACAAAACCUGAUGCGGCUAUUGCCAAUGGUGUCAUAUCACCUGGAUCCAUUGCAAUACCAUCUGAUCACCCUGGUGACGCAUUUGAAUCAACAUCGAUAAUACCCGAUGGUGAGACCUGGAUUGAGGAUGCUGAGGCCAGCGAUGCUGUCCAAGCAAUGUUCGAGGAAGAGCGCUUAUCUCAGCAAUCAUCAAGUGCAUUGCAUGACAUGAACCGUCAGUCUUCAGGUCAUCUCCCACGACGAUAUGAUUACCAGCUUCAGGAAGACAUCACUGAACACCUGUUGAGCCCUUUGGGCAUUCUGCAGUCACACACGAGUUACUGGUCUUCCAAGGAUCUUAUGUUUUUUAUACUCAAGAAGCUGAAGAAACGCCAUGCGCGUGUGUCUAUUAUGGCAUAUUUAAAGUCUAUCCGCAUUAAAUCCAAAUGGCUUGCGGAUUGCGCUGCUAACGAUGAGCUCAAGGCAAAGUUUCUUGCGUUAUCGGAGGCAGCGAGUGCCUAUGCGGACAAAGUUACGACGGAGGAUCAAAAAGCUCGGGCAGAGGCUACUAGCAAGCUUACUAACACGUGGUCCUCUCUGAUGAAAAGUUCAGAGGAGGAGGUUUUUGACGUUAACGAUCCCAUAUCUGACCCUAUAGAUUAAUUUA